Arabidopsis lyrata subsp. lyrata is the source of this 1506-nucleotide messenger RNA. RefSeq lists its product as uncharacterized. The record is from RefSeq and is a predicted model, not a curated record. NCBI's taxonomy places the organism in Eukaryota, Viridiplantae, Streptophyta, Magnoliopsida, Brassicales, Brassicaceae. The transcript has 5 exons. Bases 281 to 1213 code for a protein of 310 amino acids.
AUAAAGCAAAGGACAAGAAUUGUAGUUUUCACGAAAAACACGCAGUGGAAAUCAUCAACAUGGGUUGUUUCAAUAUGGUAUCUUCCUCUAUUUAGUGAUCGAGAGAUUGUUUAUUGCUUUUUUUUUUUUGUUUUUGCAUUCUAAGAAGGAUCAGGGUGAUUGAAACCAACCACACGGGAGGAGAUUCCAUCGCGAGAGAUGCCAUUUUCCUCCUCGUGGAAGGUCUAAUAAUCACACGUCUCCUAAAUCUCGUCUUUUCAAACCUUCUAGGUUUUGAAGAAUGGAAGAUUUAAACAGGUUGUCAAACCCGGGAAAUUUCGGAUUCAUUGGAAGACAAUCACGAAUUCCCCAAAAAAACAUGGAAAAUAAUAUUUCUCCUCCUAAUAAUAUGCACCACCAUAGUGCUUCUUUAGAUGAUCUUCUCACAGAAGACCAACCAGCUUGGCUAGAUGAGCUCCUAAGUGAGCCAGCUUCACCUAAGAUUAACAAAGGUCAUAGACGUUCAGCUAGUGACACAGCUGCUUACUUGAACUCAGCUUUAAUGCCUUCAAUGGAAGAUCAGCUUAUGAAAAAUCAUGUUUCUGGUUCUUUUUGGCAAUUCCAGAACUAUGAUUUGUGGCAGUCCAACUCUUAUGAACAACACAAUAAAUUAGGAUGGGAUUUGUCUACCGCAAAUGGAACUAAUCUCCAAAGAAAUAUGUCAUGUGGAGCUGUAAAUAGAUUAGGUACCUCAACAUCGAAAUCCAUUGAGAAACAUGUAAGCAAAAUGAAAGAAGGAACUUCCACAAAACCAGAUGGUCCUGGAUCAAAGACUGACUCGAAACGUAUCAAACAUCAAAAUGCUCAUCGGGCACGUCUAAGAAGGCUUGAGUACAUAUCAGACCUUGAAAGGACCAUCCAAGUGCUACAAGUUGAAGGAUGUGAAAUGUCAUCUGCCAUUCACUACUUGGAUCAGCAGUUACUCAUGCUUAGCAUGGAAAAUAGAGCUUUAAAACAACGUAUGGAUAGUUUAGCAGAAAUCCAAAAGCUUAAACAUGUGGAGCAGCAAUUGCUUGAGAGAGAGAUAGGAAAUCUACAGUUUCGAAGACACCACCAACAACAACCACAACAGAACCAAAAACAAGUGCAAGCAAUACAACAAAAUCGAUACAACAAAUAUCAACCACCUGUUACACAAGAACCAGACUCCCAAUUUGCAGCCUUGGCAAUAUGAUUUAGGAAAUAUGGAUCCAUUACAAUUCAGAUUAUGCUGAGCUCUUCUUGCUCUAUCUUAAUGUCCAUACAACAUAGGUGAACUAUUGAUGUUUGUAUUCUUGAAUGAAUACCUAAAGAAACACCAUUAUGUACAUCACAAUGUGGUUGCCCAUAUCCCCCUCUAUUGCAUUUCUCUAUUUAUGGGAUGGUAGAGAAUCUAUUGUCAAGAAACAACUUCUUUCAUGUUAUGUCAUAAUUUGUAAUUCUUCUUAUUUCAUCUAUUAUAUAUAUGAAUAAAUAAUUUUUUGACAA